AUGUAAAUAUUAUAACAGUAAGCUAAUUUUCGUCAUAAGUAGUGAUCGAUAUUUAUAUUUAUCGAAAUAAAAUGAGUAAAAAUGUUAAAAAAGGAAAAAAAGUUAAAAGUUGCGUUUGGAAUUAUUAUAUGAAAGAAGAACUACUAAGUGCAAGAUGCAAAUUAUGUACAAAACUAAUUAAACACAGCGGAAACACGACAAAUCUGAUGCAACAUUUGAUCAGAAAACAUGCUGUUUUUAUUAACAGUGAAGAAUCAGUUGAAGUAAUUGAUCUACAGCAUGCCUUGAGAACAGAAUUACCAGAAUCAGAUGAUCAUGAUGAUCCGAAAGAAGGAACAUCGAUAAUGAAUGACGUUGAUGUACUGAAUACGGAUAAAAAUAUGACAACUAGAAGCUGUCCAAGAAAAGUAAUGAAGAAUGUAAAGAUUGACGAAGCCUUUAAAAAGAUAAAAUCUUAUAAAGCAGGUGGAGAAAUAUCAACUCAGUUAACUAAUAGUUUAAUGUACAUGCUUGCAAUUGACAUCCUGCCUCUAUCAACAGUUGAGCAUACUGGCUUUUUGCAUUUCUGUAAAAAGGCUGUGCCGCUAUAUUCUCCACCCAGCAGAAAAACCAUUACGAAUCUCUUAGAUAAUAAGUACUCCAUGCUUAAAAAUGUAUACAAAAGUCGUUUCCAAAAACAAAAACAUAUAACAAUUACAACUGAUAUAUGGACAGAUGUUUCUGUACAAAGUUAUAUAGGCGUAACAAUUCACUAUUUGAAAGACACACGCAAGUUUAAAUUUGUAAACACUACAAUAGGGGUAAUACCUCUAAACGAAAGUCAUACUGCGGAAUACAUAGGUCUCUGCUUGAUGCAACUUUGCGAAGAUUGGGGAAUAAGUAUAGAUUGCAUUACUGCGAUUGUUACUGAUAAUGCAGCAAAUAUUGUAAAAGCCGUCACUGAUACUUUUGGAGAAAAAAAACAUCUAAGAUGCUUUGCUCAUACACUAUCACCUAUAUAUCCUGAUGCUGUAAAAGCUACUCCUUCUUUAGUAGAGCUUAUAGCAAAAGUUAAAAGUAUUGUAACUUUAUCCAAACAAAGUGUUGUAGCUGCAGAUGAGUUAAGGUGCUUACAAUUUUUAGAAGGAAAAACGGAAGGAAAUGCAUUGAAGUUAAUUCAAGAAGUUCCUACUAGGUGGAACUCAACGUUUUAUAUGAUUGAACGGUUUUUAAAGUUAAAAGAUUACAUUAAUAAUAUGUUAUUAAAAUGCCCAAAAGCGCCUGAUAUGAUAGUCCGGGACGAACUAGAAACGUUGCAAGAAAUAGUCCAUAUUUUAAAACCAAUAGAAUACGUUACAAAUACUAUUAGUGGUGAUACUUACGCGACUAGCAGUCUCGUGAUACCGUUAGUCCAUUAUAUGAUGCUUACUGUUAAAAAGUGUGAUCCGAUUACUGAUACGGGAGUUCAGUUUAAAGAAAACAUUCUUACGCAAUUAAAUAAAAGAUUUCAACACAUCGAAUCUGUUUCCCAUUUAGCAAUUGCGACAUUGAUGGACCCCCGAUUUAAGAAAACUCAUUUUGAAAUUCCGUUAGCACUAAGUUCAGCUAUACAACAUAUUCAGAAUAUGAUUGAAAUCGAUUUAAGUAUUCAGACUAACAAAAAUACUGAAAUUGAGGCAAGUGUAAUUGAAAGAGAUAAACCAUCAAAUCAUUUUUGGAAGAUUCAUGAAGAAAUCGUAGCUUUAAAACGACUAGUUCAUCAGGAUAUACAAGAUAAUAACAUUGAACUAAAAAAAUAUUUAUCGCAACCGGUUAUUCAAACAUCAGCUGAUCCAAUAGAAUAUUGGGAAAUGUCCAAACAUAUUUUUCCAACGUUGUAUCCAAUCGCUGUAAAAUAUUUAUCCGUGGUAGUAACGUCAGUUCCUGCGGAACGUCUGUUUUCAAAGGCCGGGAAUAUAAAAAACAAUUUGAAAAAUCGUUUAACCGGCAAACGUUUAUCGACAUUAUUAUUUUUAAGUAGUGUAGGAGAAGACGAUUGGUACAUGUGA
Trachymyrmex cornetzi is the source of this 2027-nucleotide messenger RNA. RefSeq names its product zinc finger BED domain-containing protein 4. Gene Ontology annotation, molecular function: DNA binding; protein dimerization activity. The coding region runs from base 72 to 2027 and encodes 651 amino acids. The transcript is spliced from 3 exons. Lineage: Eukaryota; Metazoa; Arthropoda; Insecta; Hymenoptera; Formicidae. The record is from RefSeq and is a predicted model, not a curated record.